Lacerta agilis (Sand lizard) is the source of this 2946-nucleotide messenger RNA. It is a transcript of the gene MMGT1, whose product is annotated as membrane magnesium transporter 1. The record is from RefSeq and is a predicted model, not a curated record. NCBI's taxonomy places the organism in Eukaryota, Metazoa, Chordata, Lepidosauria, Squamata, Lacertidae. The transcript is spliced from 4 exons. The coding region runs from base 61 to 462 and encodes 133 amino acids. Gene Ontology annotation, cellular component: plasma membrane; early endosome; EMC complex.
CGUUGGCCUUUCGUGCGCGUGCGCGGCCCCGGCAGUGCCUGUGAGGGAGCAAGGCAGACGAUGGCGGCCGCCUCUCUGUGGAAAGGGCUUGUCGGCGUCGGACUCUUCGCCUUGGCGCACGCGGCCUUCUCCGCCGCGCAGCAUCGCUCCUACAUGAGAUUAACAGAAAAGGAAGAUGAAACUUUGCCAAUAGAUAUAGUUCUUCAAACACUGUUGGCCUUUGCAGUUACCUGUUACGGCAUAGUACACAUUGCAGGGGAAUUUAAAGACAUGGAUGCUACUUCAGAGCUGAAGAAUAAGACAUUUGACACAUUAAGGAACCAUCCCUCCUUCUACGUAUUUAAUCACCGGGGCAGAGUAUUAUUCCAGUCCCCAGACACGGUCCAUUCUUCCUCCAGCAGGGAUGCUUUGUCGUCUAGCGCAUCGCUGAAGUUGCGAAAAUUUGAACCUCUUCGCCGUUAAAGAUUUUUACAGAUUAUUCUAAAAAUAGAACAGGACACUGAGCUAUAACAUUGGAGUUGGGGGUGUAAACACUUUUAUUUCAUUUCUGGAGCAGUAUUUAUAUUGGUCAUCCAGACUUUAUAAAUAUAUAGAUACAUAUAUAUAUAUAGUUAUUAAAAAGGACCUUCUUCAAACACUGUUAAUGACAAUGACUGAAUUUUGAAUUGGCAAAACAGUUAAAUUGUUGCUAGAAUUAUGCUGGGAAACAUCACUUUACUUUUUGUCCAUUAGCCCACCAUCAUGGUUGAUUCAAAUUUAGUGAAAGCAAAUACUUUAUUUCCUAAAAGUAGGUGAUUGUUUUAAUGCCACAGAUGAGCACAGAAGAAAGGGGGUAUUGGCUUAUGCUGCUGUUCAGUUAAAUGAUGAGGAAGGGGGGUGCUUUGUGUCCAUCCCUUCCCUCCCAUCCUUUACACAAAAGACAAUGGUGAUUGUGUUUCUUUCCUGUCUUCAGCACUUUGGCUGAAGUAAUGUGGCCGCUGUUAUAUGAUUUGACCGGCAUGGCAAGGGGCACACAGACAUUAGGACAGGCAGUUCUGAAGUGGGAGUUUUACCCAAACUGUUGCCAGAGACACAAAAGCUCCCUUCGUUUAUUGCUCAGUGUCCUUGAGCUACCUUGAAAUGCUCACAGGUUUUGAAGGGAAAUGGAUCAUUUUUGAGAUCCAUUGGUGAUCUCACUGGGGGUUAGGCAGGAAAGAUGCUGAAUCACACCAUCUGCAGUCUCAUCCACUUUGCACCAAGCAAGUGCCGGCUGUUGCCUAAGCUGGAAGCAAGGUGGAUCGCAACAGGAUUACUGCUGCAAAGCAGGAGGGCUGUACCUAAGGAAGGGCUGCAAGUCUGGGUGAGGAUGGGACUGCUACAUGAGUCAGUGGCUUAUAACGCACAAGGGUCUCAGGGACUGCUUAGGAUGUCUGUCUUGAGAUGCCACAAGGCUGUACAGUUUGUUCUUGCAACGUGAACCAGUUGCUUCCUGGCUUUCUGCUCAGAAGGGUGCAUUUUAAUCCAGCUCCCUCCAUUUACAAGAGUGCACUCACUGAAAACGUAGGACAAAGUUUGUCCAGAGGUGGGAGAGUUGCUUUGCUUUUGUUUAAACAAUUUACCCCGUUUGUCUUGUUUGUCCACUUUGCUGCAUUGGUCUUUUGCCAAUGGCAUCUUCAAGUCACCUGCCUUGGAGCAUGUGGGGUGUUUGAGCAGAGGGAAUAGAUUUCUGUCAGUUCACUAAAUUUAAUUUGUCCCCAUGUUUGUUUGCCAUAGAUUUAAACUGGUUGGAGUGGGCUGCAGGAAAGCUGUCCGUCUCUCCCUGGCUGUAAUGGCGUGUUUACAUUUUACUUUUUCUGCAGUGAAAGAAAGGUGCCCCAUCCAUUUGUGGCAGCACAGUAUAGAUACAUGGGCAUCAACUGUUGGUGCACUUGUGAUAGAAUAAAACGCAUGCAUUCCACCCACUAUGGUUUGCUCUUUUCUCUGCAUGGUGGUUCCUGGUUCCACAAAAGGCACCCUAACCACACUGGUCAGGAUGGUUGAGCUGUGACUGUAAAGAAGACAUGGCAUUGUUUAAACUCAGAUUGCUGCUUGUUUAUGGAAGUUAUUUCAUUGUUACAGUCCCCCGUCCCCCAAGUACACGCAGUGGCAAACUGAACAUAAAGCCUGCUGCUUUGUAAUGGCCUUACUGUUCCCUUCCCAUCCCUUGUCCUGGAGUGAAGACUCCUGCUCUGUAAAAACCUGAAAGUGCUUCAGAACUAAGCACGGAGAACAGCAGCUGGUGGGAUCUCCUUUUCUUGACAAGAGAGACUGCAGGUCUUAUGCUUCACCUACUUGAUGGUUCACUUUAAUAUUUCCUUUAAAGCCAGUGAGGGUCUCCCAGCACAUUUUCAGAAUUACAGCUGCUACUGUUGGGAGUUAGAGCCAAGUUUUUCUUGACCCUGUAUGGGUGAUCUGGGCUGCAUAAAAAGAUAUCGUCGUCCCUUGUGGUAACCCAGCUCCCUGUGGAUCUCAUUGCAUAAAAUUGAGGUGGGGUGAGAAAAGUACCCAAUCCAAGUCUUGCAGCACAGUCCUGAAUGUUUGCUAGGAAAAGGUCGCACAGUACAGUAGAGCUUGUGGGCUAGUGGCUGUGUGUAAGAGAAUGGCUGGUGUCACAGGUGUCCUUCAGUUUGAACUCCCCUCCCCCUGCCUUAGUACCAUGUAUGAAAAUCAUUUUCAUCUAAACUCUCCUUAUUAACCAGGUGCCUACAAACCUGGCAAGAACCUGCUUUGGGUUGCCAAAAAGGCUCCAUCACAGCAGGCAUCGCUGCAUGAACGGAGUCCUCCCCAUGUUUGUGUUUUAAGUUUGCAACUUGCAAGGAGUAGCAGCUUGAACCUCCAGCAUUGAUGUUAACUAUCACUUGUGCAAAACUUGUUCUUUCAUUUUUGAUCUUGCAUUGCCUAAUAAAGAACUAACAUCCUUAAAAAGCA